GUAUACAAGUAUGUCUUUCUGAAAACAAAUACAGCGAUAUAUAUAUAUAACUACAGGGAAACCAUGUCAGGUGAUGAUGUAUUUCGAAAUGCUAGUAGACAUAAUGCAUUUCGUGGAGUUUUAUAUAAAAAAAGUUAAAGCCAGCGAAAGCAGAAACCUAAAAUACCACAACAAGAAGCAGAGAGGAGAGGCAGAGAAAGCCAAUUCGUAUCACAGAACACAUCCAAAUUAUGAAAAUAGUUCCACAUCAAGACCAGCUCCAAUAUAUCCCCAAUAUUCAAUCACGGCGAGUUCACAUAUUUUAGAACCAAGUGAGAGAGCGUAUUAUACAUGUCCUCUAGAUGAAGGAUAUGGAAAUCUAGAAGAAGUUUCUGAAAACUAUUUUGACACAAACGUUCUUAUUGAAAAUGAAGAAGAAGAAGAAGAAGAAGAAGAAGAAGAAGAAGAAAUUCUUAUUGCAACUCCUCUUGAAUUGAAUUAUUUCGAGGUUCGUGACAAUAAUAGCAAUGUCUUUAAUUCUUCUUCACCUAAAUCUUCUACUACAAAAUCAGAUUAUAUAGAUACAUAUCAUUUUAGUGAUUCUGACAGUGACUCGGAUACAGAGGAGUUAUUUGACUUAUUUUCUGACUCUUCAUACGACGAAGGAUACUCUUCCCUAAUUUCACCUAUUUCAUACGAUUUUAAACUAUCGCCAGGCGGAAAUUUGCCCAACUUCGAGGAAAUUGUACCAGUUAAGAAAGAUAAUAAGUUGCUUAAACCUCCGGUAAAUCCGCUAGUUUCUAAAAGAGCCCCAACAGCAACAUCAACUUAUUCGUCAGAAUCAAAUAAUAAAGAAUCAUCAUUUAUUUUUGACAAAUCCCAUUCUUCAGUUACAGAUAAAGACGACCAUAAAAAAGAGAAAAGUGAGAAGUCAGUAACGGCCUAUGGAAAAAAGACUGAAACAUUUUGUUCAACAAAUAUUCAGACAGCAUUAUUAAGUAAAAUAACACCAGAUAGAAAAAGGAAAAAAAUACAAAUCAGUCCUUUUUACGACUUUCUUAAUAUGCAAUUACAAAGGAAAACUCUACAUACGGAAGUACCUGGGUCUAAAUCAGGACAUGACAGAGAUAUAGAAGUGGACCUUGAAAACUUUGAGACUGAAGUUGGUAAAGCGUUUGAAGAGUCAGUGAGUGAAGGAUCUUUAAUGCCAUUACUAAAACAGGAACUUCAAUGUAAAAUACAGGUCAGACGUUUAUCAAUGGGACAACCUGAGUUAGUGAUUGAACCUGAAGAGCCGAGGACAUAUAAACUUACAGAAGAUGAAAUAAGAAAGAAGCAAGCCCGUCUUGAACAAAACCGUAGAUCGGCAAAGAAAACUAGACACAAAGCAAGGAAAUAUGAACAGUAUCUUUUAAACGAAAUCUAUAAGGAAAUGAAAACACACGCAAAGCUGAGGAAAGAAGUUUCAAAAUUGCAGUCGUUGAGAGACGAGUAUAAAAAGAAAUUUGAUCUUCACAUGAUGUCUUGUACAGCAACAAGUUCAAGCAAUUAGUAUUGUCAGUCUCGUCAUAGCUUAAAGUUAGAAAAGAUGAUGAAAUAUUUAUAUAGAUGAAGUGUUAAUAGACAUUAUUAUGGUUUCUAUUUGAUUAAUCAAUCAGUUUUUAAUAUGAUAUGUAUGGAAAGUAUCCUGAUUAUACUAAAACGUUAAUGUACGAAUUUUAAUAUUUAUAGAGAUAUAUGUUUAAUUGAACUUUUUUUCUGUUGAUAACCACCUGUCAUAAAUAAAAAUAAACUUUGAUCCUGCAUUGAUUACUGCCUCAUUAUUUAAUCAAGUUGAAUAAUGAUCAAUUAUCUUCAUGCAACAGCUUUUUGUUCACCUUAUGACGUCUGAUAAAAUUCGUUAACAUAUAUAUUUAACAAUGAACUGAUAUAUUAAUAUUAAUUCAAAUAGUGGUACGUUUUCUAACAAAGCUGUUAUUUACCCAGAUAUUUUGAAAAUAUAUCUAAGCAUUGGAAAUUUGUGAGAAAUAAAAUCUUUGACCUUAUAUAUCGUAAGCCUUAUAUUUGUAAUUGAAAUAAAUAAUCUUAUAUGUAUAAUUCUAUUUUAAUACUUUGAUAUUAAAACAUAAAAUAUUACUUAAGUAAAAUGUUGUUGUUAUUUGUAUAAUACAAAAUGAAAAUAGGUAUCAGUUUCGUUCAUUUUAAUAUAACCACCAACAUUAUUAUUAUACAGUUUUAAGGGUCCUUGCUUUUUAUUUGUAAGAAUGAACAACAAUGUCUGUUGUAACUGUGAUACUUGAUUGUUAAAAAUAUACCUAAGGAUAUUUUUUUAUCAUUAGUAUUUUGUUCAUUUAAAUCAGAAGGCAAUUUGCUAUAAAUACUAUGCACCGGACGCCCGACAAAAAAUAAACGAAUGGAACCGACUAAAGAUGGUCUGAUACCUUUAUAGGUAUUUUUACAUUUAGAAAAGUUCCAUGUACUCUAUUGUCAAUCUUUGACUGGAUUCCAUGUAAGUAUGACAUAUCGACGGAUACGAAUCUUCUCCGUUUUUUGUUGUUGUUGUUUUUUGUGUGUGUAAUUCCCUUCAUUGAAGACCGCCCUUCUUUGUUGAUCUUGUUUUUCAUAUUUUAUCUAAGCCAGGCAGAGAUAGGUGGGACCAUUGGAAUGCUUCAAGCUAGGUGUUUCCUAGGUGUGUCCCAAGAAUGUGGUAUCGAUUCCUUACAAGUGAAAAUGUGUUACUUUUUAUGGAGUAUUUUCAUUGGUCUGCGAUUUUCACAGCAUAUAAAAUAAAAAAUUUGACAUAGUGUCUUGCUGGUCAUAAAUAAAAAUAAACUUUGAUCCUGCAUUGAUUAUUUCAAUUAUCAGAGUUCCUCAUUAUUUAAUCAAGUUGAAUAAUCUUCAUGCAACAGUUCACCUUGUGUCAUCUUCUAAAAUUCGUUUACAUACUUCAUUUUUAACAAUGAACAGAUUUAUUAAUAUUUAUUCAAAUUGUACGUUUUCUAAUAAAGCUGUUAUUUGCCCAGAUAGUACAAAUAUGCAUGCUUUCAUAAUGUAUAUUUUCUAAGAAUGGGAUGAUUGUGACAAAUCAAAUCUUUGACCUGAUAUUUCUUAUACCUUAUAUUUGUUAUUGAAAAAAUAAUCUUAUAUGUAUUAUUUUGUUUUUAAUACCUGCACUAUAUAAAAGUAUACAAGUAUUUAAGUAUAAUAUUGUAUUUUUUGUGUUUGCAAACUGCCUUUACAUUAAACCAAUAAAAAU
This is a messenger RNA of Ruditapes philippinarum (Manila clam), 3235 nucleotides long. RefSeq lists its product as uncharacterized. Bases 74 to 1531 code for a protein of 485 amino acids. The transcript is spliced from 4 exons. Gene Ontology annotation, molecular function: DNA-binding transcription factor activity. Gene Ontology annotation, biological process: regulation of DNA-templated transcription. The record is from RefSeq and is a predicted model, not a curated record. Lineage: Eukaryota; Metazoa; Mollusca; Bivalvia; Venerida; Veneridae.